Molecule: messenger RNA, 1854 nt
Organism: Paramecium tetraurelia
Lineage: Eukaryota; Ciliophora; Oligohymenophorea; Peniculida; Parameciidae
Exons: 1
Source: RefSeq, a predicted model, not a curated record
AUGCUCUUCAAAUAACAUCAAAAGGUCCAAACAGGAAAAGAGUCAAUAAUGGAACUGAAAUCGAUUAAUGUUUAAGCUAACAUCAAUGCGUUAUCAUUUUAGUUGAGCAGUAUAAGUUUCAAAGUAUCAAGUAUUACAAUGAAUCCUUUUUCUUAUGAACAUAUCACUUAAGAAUUGCUUUAGAGAGAAUAUCUUUAAUCUAAGCCAUUCUAGAUUCUAAACAAAUAAGAAUUUAUAAGAAUUAUUGAUCAUCCAACUAAAUCAUCGGAAAUUACUCCUUAAUCUAAAAUAAUAGGACAAGGCACUCUAAAUUAAUAAUGGAACUAAGAUAAGCAUGUAAUUGAUGAUUUUGAAAUUGACUAAAAAUAAGGAUCAAAUUCAACAAAAUAUUAAUCAUUAUAUAAGUAGGACAAAAAUAACACAAAGCUUUAUUAAUUGAAAGAGGACUAAAUGCAAUUAUAAAAGCAAAUUAACCAUUAAUAUAAAAGAUCGAAUGGAUAAUCAAUUAAAAAUGAGAAGACUGAAAACUUUUCAGAUGAAGAAUCAGCUGAAAAUAACUCUCUCUCAAUUAGUUAAAACUUUGCUGAAUUGAAAUAAAAUGAAGGUGAAAUUGAUGAAAAAUCAUACUUAUAAAAUAACAGAUUCUGGUCAUCAGAUCAUUCAUCAACAUUCAUUGACUUUCAAUUUUAUAAUCAAAAUAUUAAUUCUCAGUAUAAUAAUUAAUCAGAAAAAUACCUAGUAGGACCAAAUUUGAAGCAGUUAUCUUAAGCCCAAUCAAGUUAGCAAAACCUUAAUCAGCGUGUAAUAAAUUAACAAUCUUUUGGUACCAUCAAAACAGUAAUUUAAAAUUAAUAACCUUAAAUAUAACAUCUAACAACUUCUCCUACAGUGUUUUCAUAGAAUAAAUUAUUAAAACAGACAUAACCACAAAAUUAUCAAAUAUUUCAACAAUAAAUCCCACUUGAAUCUCAUCAACACUUUGGAUAUACAUAACUACAUUCAAAUAAGAAAUUAAAUUCGGUUAAUCAUUAAUAGCAUACUAAUAGUCCAAAUUAAUAAUGGUAGAAUAAUAAUAAUCUGUAAAAUAAUCAAAUUAUUGGCUAGUAAUAAUAGCAAGGAAAAAAAUCGAAAUUCCAUCAUUCAGCCUCUCCAUAAGCUUAAAUUCCACAAUCUCAAGGGUAAUAAAAAGAAUCGAUGAGGUAAUAAUUUGAUCGACUAUUACGAGAUAACAAGGAGUUCAAAUCAAAAUAAAAGACUCACAAAGAAGAAAAUAUAUAGAAUUGCAAAUCUCCAAGAUUGGCAGAUAAAAAAAAGGAUUAAAAUUAAAAUAUUAAUAAGAAAUAAAUAUAAAGUCCUAAAGAUGAUAAAGCUUCAAAAAAACAAAAAUUAAUUAGCAGUUAAUCUCCUUUAGAAAAUAAAGGUAUUAUCAAGAAUAGUAUUGGAUAUGUAGAGAUGAAUAAAAUAAAAAAAUAAUAUCAUAGAUCUCCUGAGUAAGAUUUUGAAAGAUUAUAGAAUUAAAGACAGGUUGAAUUGAAGAUUUAAGAUAAAUAAAAAGAUAAUCAUUUAUAUUCAAAAUAAUUUCAUUUUUAAAUCUAGAAUUUACCUCUUUAAUCUUUUGAGCAUAAAACUCUAAAUAUUCAACAAACAUAAAACAAAUAAAAUGUUUCGAAUUUAUAAACUGCAAUGACUUAAAAUAUAUCUCCAUCCGAAAGAGGAGUAACAAAUAGACCAAACAUCAAGGAUAUAAUCAAUUUAAAUGAUCUAUCCCAAUAUUAAGAAAACUACAUAAAUUUUGAUCGAACAACAACUAAUCGUGAAACUUAAAUUUAAAAAGUUAGGAAAUUUUCUGAUUGA